GGUCUUGUGGGAUUUUAAUCGUGGCUCCACCCAUAAUUGAUUUUUUUCCCCUUGUUUCUAAUAAAAUUUUCUUCUUGAUCUGGGGGUUUCAGAAUUUGGCUAUGAUAUUUUUGUAGAUUUUCCUCACAGAAUCUCUUUUAGAUAGUAAUCAGAAGUUUUUUUUUGCCAUUUCAUUUUUUCCUUCUGCCCUGGAAAUCCAAACCCUCCUGUAAGUGUUUACAGCAGCAGUAUUCCUGCCCCACUGAGUGUGUGCUGGUUCCUUCUCAAAUAGAACCAAGUCUCAGUAAGACAGCUGGGCCUUUUUUUUUUUUUUUUUUUUCUUCCCCCGGAAAGCUUCGGUUUCCCGGGAGAUUUCAGGCGGUGCAGUCGAGGCUGGGGGCCAUGGCCAGAGGCAAGAAGAUGUCCAAGACGCGCGCGGAGGAGGCGGCGGCAGCGGCGACCCCGCCCGGAGGAACAGCGGCCCCCGUUCCGGAUCCGGAGACUAUGGACCGGAGGAACCCAGCGCGGCCCAGGACCAACGGGGAGAAUGUAUUUAUGGGCCAGUCAAGGAUCUAUUCCUACAUGAGCUCCCACAGAUCCUCUGGAACUUGUCCUCCAUUCCAGGAGGAAAAUUCUGUUGCACAUCAUGACGUCAAAUGCCAGGGGAAAGCCUUAACGGAAUUGCACAAGAAAGGAGAGGAGAAAAGGACUGGCGACAACGCAUCAGCGAGCACUAUGGAAUCAGAAGAGCAGAAAAGCAGAGAAUUGAGGAGGGAUUUUCUGGAGCCCCUUCCCAACCACAGAUCCAUAGCUGCAGGAAACCCCAAAUCCAUGGCGCUGCCCGCCAACGCUGCUGAUGCCGCCGGCGUGAAGCACGCCCUGAAGAACCCCCCCCAAACCAAACAGGCCUCAAGGAGAAAAGCUCAGGGAAAAACGCAACAGAAUCGCAAAGUCACUGACUAUUAUCCCGUGAGACGGAGCUCCCGAAAAAGCAAAGCCGAGCUACAGUCGGAAGAAAAGAGAAGACUUGACGAACUGAUUGAAAGCGGAAAGGAAGAAGGCAUGAAGAUCGAUAUCAUCGAUGGCAAAGGCAGAGGAGUGAUCGCCACUAAACAGUUUACAAGAGGGGAGUUUGUGGUAGAGUAUCACGGGGACCUCAUUGAGAACACUGACGCCAAAAAACGCGAGGCUCUCUAUGCUCAGGAUCCUUCCACAGGCUGCUACAUGUACUAUUUUCAGUACCUGAGCAAAACCUACUGUGUGGAUGCCACUCGAGAAACAGAUCGUCUCGGAAGACUGAUCAAUCACAGCAAGUGGGGUAACUGCCAAACCAAACUCCACGACAUUGACGGCGUGCCUCACCUCAUCCUCAUCGCCUCCAGGGACAUCAAAGCCGGCGAAGAGCUGCUGUAUGACUAUGGUGAUCGCAGCAAAGCUUCCCUGGAAGCCCACCCGUGGCUCAAACACUGAUCCGUGCUUCGCUGGACAAAGUCCCCUCGAAGGGAAUUAGUUGUUUUUUUUUGGGGGGGAGGGAUGGUUUACAUUUAAUCUUAGUGGAUUAUUUCUGAUGUUUUUAAAUCUAUUAAAAUGCCUUUUCACUGUAGUAUUAAAAAAAAAAAUAAACAAUUUGCUACAGGUUCCCUCCCCGGCAGGCUUGCGCAGAUGGCCUUAGGUUACCAAAACCUUUUCUAUUUCUAGUUAUUUUGUAUGUUUUUGCGAACAGACAAAUCUGGGCUCCCCAUGCAUGCAGUCAAAGACUUGGUGCAGGUUUUAUAGGGAGAUGAAAAUCUGAAUUGUGGACAUGAGCAGUCCCACUGCCUCUAGCUACAUAGUAAUGACUUUCUACAUCCCUAACUUUAGGGAGCAGAUCAGGACAGAACAUGCCUAAUUUCUCUCCUGUUCUCUAAUUUCUUGUCCUAAUAAUGACUUGACAGGUGUACAUAUAUAUAAUAUAUAUAUUUUUAAUGUUUCAUAACAGGCCAGUUCCUUCCCCUUCCCAGCCUUUUUGCUUUUGAAAGCUUCUGUCCCUGCAACACCCCCACUGCUCAUCACUGCUCUUCUCAGGCUGCCCCAUCAGAAGUCCCAACACCCCUGCCAUCCCCCAUCCGCCAGCUGCAUACCCAGCCAGAUCUGGGAGGCAAGAAGUCUCUGAAUUUCAUUCCCAUUUCCCCUCCCAGAGCAGGGCUUCCUAUACCAGGGCUUAAUUCUGUCUAGAAAUGUGAACACUGAAUGUAUUCAACAAUAACUACUUAGAUGUAUAGAAGUUAAGUGAGUCAAGUUGCUGAGUUCUUGUAGAAGAAAUUAAGAUGGUACUUUAUUCUGUUUGAAAAUAGAGUUCUUUAGAGGGACCAGAAAUCUUCCCAUCUUUCUUUUCUCUAGCACCCCUACAUCCCUAGUUUUUGUAUGUAUUGGAUUUUUGUUUUGUUUUGUUUUGGUUUCUUUUCUUUUUUUUUUCUUUUUGGUUUGAUUUUGGUUUUUUCUUUAAUUUUCUGGGUAGAAUCAACAAGAUUUGCUGCCACAUUAUAUCAGGCAACCUGGUGGUUUUCCUGAACAUACAGCUAUGAAUUCAAAUAA
Molecule: messenger RNA, 2553 nt
Organism: Antechinus flavipes (yellow-footed antechinus)
Lineage: Eukaryota; Metazoa; Chordata; Mammalia; Dasyuromorphia; Dasyuridae
Product: N-lysine methyltransferase KMT5A-like
Exons: 1
Coding region: 382-1449 (355 amino acids)
Molecular function (GO): histone H4K20 methyltransferase activity; protein binding
Source: RefSeq, a predicted model, not a curated record